AUGUUAGAAGUUACUUGUAAUGACCGUCUUGGAAAAAAAGUUAGAGUGAAAUGUAAUCCCGAUGACACAGUUGGUGAUCUAAAAAAGUUGAUAGCAGCACAGACUGGGACCCGUUAUGAUAAAAUAGUGUUGAAAAAAUGGUACACUGUGUUCAAGGAUCAUAUAAAAUUGUCAGAUUAUGAAAUUCAUGAUGGCAUGAAUCUGGAGCUCUACUACCAAUAG
Molecule: messenger RNA, 222 nt
Organism: Diatraea saccharalis (sugarcane borer)
Lineage: Eukaryota; Metazoa; Arthropoda; Insecta; Lepidoptera; Crambidae
Source: the annotation of a GenBank genome assembly